AUGAAAUCCCUAAAAAUUAAAGGCCUGAUAGGAGGAAAAAAUGAGGAGUUCUACAACCUCGUUACUGUUAUAAAUCUAAAUGAUGAAGAAAUAGACGAUCGAAUUGUAGAAAAGGAAAAAAGCAUAAAAGAAAAUAUAGUCUUGAUGAAAAAUAUCAAGGAAAUUCUAAAGAGUGAAAAGAAUUUACUUUCCAAAAUACGAAAAAAUGAAAAAAUUCGCUUAAAAGUAAAGGGAAAUAUAAAAAAAGUAACCAAUAAUAAGAAGGAAAUUUUAAGGAAAUAUUAUCAUGAGGAAUCAUUAAAUAAAACUUCAGAUGAAGAUUUAUGUGCUAACAAUAAUCAAUAUAUGAAGGAAAUUUUAAAUUAUUUGAAAAAUAUUGAAGGUAUAAAAUUCUAUGGACAUGUUCGAAAAAGAACAAACAAACAUAAAAGUUACACCGAUCAGUAUUCUUGUCAAGGAUUAAAUAAAGUCCAAUAUUCUAAAAAAAUAAAAAAAACUGAGAAGAAAAUCCAUCCUGUAUGUUACGAUAAGGAGAUACCUGCACAUAGAGUGAAUAAUCCAAAAGACGAAAUAAACAGAGAGGAUCAAAAAAAUAAAAAUUAUAAUGCAUGUGUGAAUGACAACAGAGUGUUAAUUCUUCCUAUCCAUAGAGUGAUAAAAAAUAAAAUCAUUCAAAAAAAGAGGAUAAAAAAACAAAUUUUUAGUGCUAGCCACUAUGUUGCAAAGAAACCUAUAAAGAACAAUCAGCUAGCUAAAAGGGUAUUAAAAAAAAGUUUUUAUGAAAUUAAAAAACCCGUAGUGAAAAAUUUACAAAAUUUUAUAACAAUUGCUAAACCUGAACUGGUGCAAAGAAUCAAUCAUACAAUAAGUUACAAAGGCAGAAGUAGCGUUAUUUACAACUUAAAGCAAGAUAAGUGUUUGGCUCACAGGAAAAUUUACCCUGUCAAAGGUAGUAUUGUGCAGUAUGAAAAAAAUAAAUUAUAUUUUAACGGGUUAUUUAGACAUUUAAGAAGGAAGAAAAGUGAAAACAUAAUAGAAUCAGCUAGAGGUAAUACACUUUCAACAAAUUCAUUAUCAAUAGGAAAAGCAAAAAAUGAAGGAGAAUAUUAUGUACUUUCUUCGAAAAAAGAGACAAUAGAACCCACUUAUGAAGAUGAAUUUGUUAAAAAUAUAUUCAUAUUGAAAGAAAAAAUAAAAGAUGAAUAUAGAAAGAAGAGGAAAACAAGAAAAAAUGGAUCAAGUAUUUACAGCAGUGAUGACAGAUUCCCAUAUAAUGAGCAUGUUAAAUCUAACAGAAGAAGACAUAGUUCCAAAUAUGUCUAUGAUGAAACGGCUCUUAGUGAAGGUGAAAUGGAUGAUUUCGAGCAUUUUUCCAAUGUGAAGGAAAAAAAUGUUCUCAAGUUUGUGGACAAUUUUAGGCUUCUUAAGAAGAACGAAAAUUACAAAAAUGGAGGGGGAGGAGGAAGAAGAAGAAGAAGAAGACAUGAUUCAAGGGACGAAAGCAUCAGGGAGAAUUUUCAUCUGGGAGACUCCAUGAGGUACUACCCCUCGAGGGGUUCUGAGUUAGCGUGCAUGCCAUUCGAAGAGGAUGCAGAUGUGAAGAAGCCGGAUCUGCAUACAGAUGUGAAGAAGCCAGAACCUCAUACAGAUGUGAAGAAGCCAGAACCCCAUACAGAUGUGAAGAAGUCAGAACCUCAUACAGAUGUGAAGAAGUCAGAACCUCAUACAGAUGUGAAGAAGCCAGAACCCCAUACAGAUGUAAAAAAGCCAGAACCCCAUACAGAUGUGAAGAAGUCAGAACCCCAUACAGAUGUGAAGAAGUCAGAACCCCAUACAGAUGUGAAGAAGUCAGAACCCCAUACAGAUGUGAAGAAGCCAGAAGAGCCUGCAAAAUCGAUAUCCCAGGAGGAGAAGAAAUCGUUUCCUCUUGUUCUGAAAAAGCCAAUUUUGUCACACAAAGCAAUGAUGACCAGUUCGACAGGUGUAAACGGUGAAGCCUUAAAAAGUGAAAACAAAAAAAGUGCAUUAGUAAAAGAAAAAUCAAGUCCCGAAAAAAUUAGCAAAUUACCCUCAAUAAAUUCGAAAAAAAGUAACAACAUGUAUCAUACUCCUAGUGAGAGUUAUGAUGUUAAUGGCAAUAGUUCCAAAUUAAUCCCCACGAAUAAAAGUAGCAUGGACUAUUCGGACGAAGGCUUUGAAAAGAAUUCUCCACAGUUAGCAGAAAAAAAAGAUCUGAUCAGCAUCAUGAAAACAAAUUCGACGAUGUUAAAACAUUAUGGUAAGAAAUCAAAUUUUGUAGAAAAGAAGAAAGCCAGUGCUCCAUCCUCACCAUCAUGCAAUGAAUUGAAUAUUGGACAUCCAGACGAUGUUCAGAAAAUACCAACAGAAGAAGAUCAAAUGAAUAUAGACAGAACUGAUAAAGAGAAAAAAGAUACUUUAAUUUUUGGAGAAAAAUCACCAACUUCGUUACUUAGUGAACAAGUGAAAAUGGGACAUGAGGUGAAAAAGGAAAAACAGUCAUUAUGUGUAUCUUUAAAAGGUAAGAAGGUUUACCCUCCAAAGAAUUCAUCCCUGAAAGAGGAAUCUAAUUCAUUUUGUAGGAUCAUAAAGGAAAAUGACGAGAAAAAAUUAAGUCAACAAGAUAAUUCACUCAUACAAGAGAACGAAAGAACAAGAGAUCAAAAAUGCAAAGAGGGAAAUGUUCCAUUCGAGAAAAAGUUGAAAAAUGUUUCAAAUGUUUAUGGAAAAGAAGAUGAUUUGAUGGAUGUCUCAUCUAAAAAACAAGACAAUAUAGAACAACAACCUGCUGGUGAGAGUGGUUCAAAUGUGGAUGAAAAAAAUUUGAAAGGUGAUAAUAUGAACUUUAAAAGAGGUCUUCCACCAUUAAACAAGACUCAUUUCAAGGACAGCAAGGUGUUUACAAAGGGAAUACAGAUGCAUAAGGUUCUUCCUGGGUUAGAACCAAUUAAGGGAAAGGCACAAGUGGAGAAAGAUAGUGAGACCAAAGGGACGAGGGAGACAAAUGAGGAGACACCAUUGAACAGAUUGAGCAAGUCAAACGAGGACACAACAAUGAACAAAUCGAGAGAGUCAAACGAGGACACAACAAUGAACAAAUCGAGAGAGUCAAACGAGGACACAACAAUGAACAAAUCGAGAGAGUCAAACGAAUCAAACCAACCGAAUGAAAAAAGAUGGAGUACAGUCAAGCAUCCCAACCAAGAACUUGAAAAAAGAUUAAUUAAUCCUCCUAUAAAAUUAAUACAUAUAGAUAAGAAAAAUAGCAAAGGUGAUGCAACAAUUUCCAAAGACUUUUCAACAGAUGAAGAUAAAGGGCCACAAGAAAAAGUAAGUAGUGUUGUUAAAGAAAAUGUAGAAAAUGUUAAGGAAGAAAACUUGAAAGAAGAAUUGCAUGGCGUAACAGAAAAUAAACAAGAGGCAAAUAAUAAUAAAAAUCAAGCAGAUUCUACUAGUUUCGUUACUAAGAAGGAGAAUAAUAAUAAAGUGGUGGGUUCUGUGAAUGCACCAUCAAAGCUGAAUAACAGGAUUCUGAAAAAGGCACCGUUUGCAAAAAUGUUGGAGAAAGGGGUUCCUAAGGGCACGCAUCUGUCCGAUGGGAGCGAAGAGAGAGAAGUAAAAGAAGUGAAAGAAGAGAGAGAAGUGAAAGAAGUGAAAGAAGUGAAAGAAGUAAAAGAAGUGAAAGAUGUGAAAGAAGCGAGAGAAGUGAAAGAAGUGAAAGAUGUGAAAGAAGCGAGAGAAGUGAAAGAUGUGAAAGAAGCGAGAGAAGUGAAAGAAGUGAAAGAUGUGAAAGAAGUAAAAGAAGUGAAAGAUGUGAAAGAAGCGAGAGAAGUGAAAGAUGUGAAAGAAGCGAGAGAAGUGAAAGAGGGGACAAUCGAAAAUGACAAACAAAGGGAACAAAUAAACCUAAGUAGCAAUGCUGGCAACAAAGUGGGAAGUGCAAAGAUGAUGAUGUCCACAAAGGGUGAAUCAAUAAAGAAAAACUUGAUUUUGCAGAAAAUGGUAGGAAAGACUUCGAAUGCUAAAAAUAUAAGUGAUACCAAUUUAGUAUCAAAAUCGAAAUGUCAAAGUGAAGGAGAGAAGGAUGAAAAAAAUUGUGAACAAAGGAAGAGGGAAGUAAUGAAAUGGUGCAUAAAGCAAAACAGUGAAAUGUUAGCUGUUAAAAAGAGUGCACCACCUAGUAAAGAGAGAGUCGUCAUACCAAAGAGGAAUGGUAAAGAAGAAACAAAUGAAACUAAAAAAUAUGUAAGAGGGGAAGAAAAAAAGGAGGAGAGGAAAAAAAUAUUGACAACUUCGUCACACUUAGGUGUAAAAUAUGUACGAGACUUGAACAACAACAAAGAAAAGGGAGAAGUACAAAGAGAGGAAAAUCAUUUAAAUGAUAGAGGGGGGUUCAUAGAAAAUGCUGUAAAAAAAAACAUAGAAAUGAUAUUAGAAAGAGCAGGAAAUUUAAUAAUCCAUGACACGGAUGUGAAAAAUGAAGAAAAAAAAAAGUCCUUAAAAAUUACAAUUGAAAAACAAGGUUGUACAAGUUCUUCCCAGGCGUCCUUACCAUCAACAGGGGGACAAGGACGGGGAGGAGGAGGAGAAGAAGAAGAAGGAGAAGGAGAAAAAGGAGGGUUGAAAAAAAUGAACAUAAAGGAGAAAACUAUGAAGAUGAAGGGAGUCUUUCCUAAAGGUAAAUUUUCCCUUGUUAAGAAAAGCGUGUCCAACAUGGGGGAAAGUGGGGUCAGAAGUGAGAUCAGAAGUGAGAUCAGAAGUGAGAUCAGAAGUGGGGUCAGAAGUGGGAUCAAAAGUGGGAUCAAAAGUGGGAUCAAAAGUGGGAUCAGAAGUGGGAUCAGAAGUGGGAUCAGAAGUGACGUGGACAAUGACUUGGACAGUGACGUGUCCGACACGGGGGGAUCCCCAAGGAACUACAAAAAAUACUCAGUCACGUUAAACAAGUUCUCAAAUAAGAUAGAAAUAAAGCAGAACAACCCAUUUAAUGUGGUUAAAUUGCUAAGUGCGAUGGGUGGAGAGUCCAACCAAGUCAAAGCCAAAAGAUGUGCAGAAAAAUCAUUGCCUACAAACGAUUCUCUAAAAGAAUGUUCCGUUGGAAAGGACAACAAUGGUAAUGCUACUACUGCUGCAGAUGCAGAUGCUGAUGCUGUUGUUACUUCUACCAAUACUGAUACUAGUAGUAAUGGCCUGACCCAAACGAGAGGAAACUCCACAAAUAUGCUACUAAAGGAAUCCACAAAGGAGCUUACGCUCAGAGAUGAAGAUGAUAUAGUGGCUUCUGCCAGCUACAUCGAUGAAACAGAAAAACAUGUUCCAAGUGAAAAACUGUGUGUCGAAAAAAAUGAUAUGGAGAAAUAUAAUUCCAAAAUGUCUUUUUCAAACAAAAAAAAAAUGAAUUUGGUAAGGAGGAAUGAUGAAGAAACAGCUGCUCCAAAUGAGGAAGAAGAAAACCGUAACGAUGGUGCAGACAGGAAGGAAUCUGAACAGAAAAAAGAGGUGGAUAGGGAAGUGGAGAGAGAAGCGGAGAGGGAAGUGGCGAAAGAAACGGAGAGGGAAGUGGAGAAAGAAACGGAGAGGGAAGUGGAGAAAGAAAAGGAGAGGGAAGUGGCGAAAGAAAAGGAGAGGGAAGUGGCGAAAGAAAUGGAGAAAAAACUUCCCAUACUUAAAAAGAUGAACGUGACGAAACCCCCACUUAAAGUACCUAAUAUGCAAAGUGAUCGAAUUGGUCAUGUGAAAAAUUCAGAAAAGAAAAAUAACUUUGUAGCCAAAUUACAAAACGUAAAAAAUAUGUCGACACUAAAGGAGUUUCCUCUUAAAAAGGUGUUGAUGCAUAAGGAGAGUGGAAAGAUCAUUUGCAAGAGGACUAACAGCUCCAGCGAGCAGAAAAAUGAUGAGAUGUUUGAAGAAAAACCAAUUAGGAUGGAACGUCCAAACAGCAGCAGUAUCGCUAAAAAUGAGGACAUGACGACGAAAAUAGAUGAACAGAAUAACCAUGAGGAAGAAACGUCUCUAGCAAAGGAAGAGAAUUGCAAUAAUGACAAAGGGGUAGCAUCCUUUGCCUCUUCAAAGGAAACUGUACGCUCAGACUCAGAUCUCUCAAAAAAGGAUGAUUCUCAAAAUGACGAUUCAAAAAAAGGCAAUUCAAAAAAAGACAAUUCUCAAAAUGACGAUUCAAAAAAAGACAAUUCUCAAAAUGACGAUUCAAAAAAAGGCAAUUCUCAAAAUGACGAUUCAAAAAAAGGCAAUUCUCAAAAUGACGAUUCAAAAAAAGACAAUUCUCAAAAUGACGAUUCAAAAAAAGGCAAUUCUCAAAAUGACGAUUCAAAAAAAGACAAUUCUCAAAAUGACGAUUCACAAAACGACGAUUCAAGAAAAAAUAGGAACAAAACUCCCGUACCUUAUACAAGUGGAUGCAUUGAAAAGAAAGAAGCACCAAGAUCGAAAAUCAAAAUUGUGCCGAAAAUUCCACCCAAAGCUGUAGUUAGUUUGUCCAAGGAAGCUAUGGGUGAAAAAAAUAAAACUAAGAUGAAACCUCCACUUUUAAAUAAACUUAAAGGAAAUGCAUUCAGCACAAUGAAUAAAGGGAGAUGA
This is a messenger RNA of Plasmodium gonderi, 6609 nucleotides long. RefSeq lists its product as hypothetical. Bases 1 to 6609 code for a protein of 2202 amino acids. The transcript has a single exon. NCBI's taxonomy places the organism in Eukaryota, Apicomplexa, Aconoidasida, Haemosporida, Plasmodiidae. The record is from RefSeq and is a predicted model, not a curated record.